GUCAACAAGAGAAAAUGUUCAAACAAGGCUGAUUUCGGAUAGGAAAAAAAAUCAUGUUUCUGUUCAUUUAGACCACGAUGACCUUAAGCGGUUGUCCACAUUUACAUAAACUGAAGUCUGAUAAGGGCACCGAUUGCUACAAAAUCCUUUAUGCAUGCUUCAUAAGUUGUAAAACAGCGGAUGCGAGGCGUCGCAAGGCAAAGCACAGUGUGUGUCAUACAUGUCGUGUAUAUGACCUGCGGCUUCACGCCUGCAUAUCAUGCGUCUACUUUGGCUGUUACCAAGACAGCCACAUCCAGAGCCAUGCGGUUGCCAAUGAACACUGGCUUGCUGUAGAUCUUACAUAUGGUAUGAUCAACUGCUUUGCAUGUGGAGAUUAUGUGUAUGACAAGGAAGUAGACAAGAUUGCAAAGAAACUAGGCAACAGGUCUUCCACACCAGUGGUGCUAAAUCAGUUUGCCAUUUGGCAGCCAAACCACAGAGAACUAGACCUCCUGAGAAGAAAUGUAAAGAGGAGAAGGGUAGAGGAGACUUCUACUAUAGGUCUGAGAGGUCUGAUCAACCUGGGAAACACAUGUUUUAUGAACACCAUAGUUCAGGCACUGAUUCAUACACCUGUCUUGCGGGACUACUUUCUGGCGGAUAGACAUGUGUGUCAGAUGGUGAAGGAUGGCAAUGAGCAGUGCCUUGUGUGUGAAUUGUCUAACAUCUUUCAGGAGUUCUACUCUGGGAUCAGCUCCACGUACAUUCCGUAUCGCCUGUUACACCUGGUAUGGACAAGUGCGCGUCACCUGGCCGGCUAUGAACAACAGGACGCACACGAGUUCCUCAUAGCUGCCCUUGACCUUCUCCAUAGGCAUUGCAUAGCGGGCCCGAAUGGUCGAAGUGGCAGCAGCCCCCACAACUGCCAGUGCAUUAUAGACCAGAUCUUCACUGGCGGCCUACAGUCUGACGUCACAUGUCAAAUGUGCAAUAAUGUAUCCACAACAAUAGAUCCUAUAUGGGACAUAUCUUUAGACCUUGGACCAGGCUUAUAUAAUGGCACACCACCACCGGUCCCACCAGUGACAGGUUACUCAAACAGCCCAGGAAACUACGAUCCUACCUCACUUUUAGACUGCUUGAAGAGAUUUACGAAGCCAGAGCACUUGGGGAGCCUGGCGAAGAUAAAGUGUAGUAGCUGUGGCUGUUACCAGGAGUCUACAAAACAAUUAACAAUGAAGAAACUGCCCAUCGUUGCUUGCUUUCACUUGAAGCGCUUUGAGCAUUCUACGGGUUACCACAAGAAGAUCUCGACAUAUAUGUCCUUUCCCGAGGAGCUAGACAUGACGCCUUUCAUGUCCUCAUCAAAACCCACCACUAACGAUAUCAACGGCACUACCAAAGGGCUUUCAUGUAAAAACAAGUACUCACUGUUUGCAGUUGUGAACCACAGCGGCACGAUAGAGUGUGGCCACUACACGUGUUAUAUACGACAGCACAAGAACCAGUGGUUCAAAUGUGACGACCACCUCAUCACUCGCGCCUUACCUCAAGAAGUCUUAAACAGCGAAGGCUAUCUUCUGUUCUACCAUAAGCAGAUCUUGGAGUAUGAAUGAUGACAGGAACAUUAGCUUCUGGUCCGUACAGUAUUACAAUAGAAGAUACAGAUGCCACACAGCUCAACGCGUGGUGUACAUUAUACACACAGGGUCUCCAUUCAGAGGCAUUAUCGUUGUCUGUCUGUCUGCAUGCUUAGUCGUGUUGUUUAUGAGUAUGUGAGGGGCCAAUAUUAACUAACGUCUUGAGUCUAAAUUUAAGACGCAGACUCAGAAUUGCUAAUUUUUAGAAGUUACAAAAUAUCCUUAAUAUAUAUUUUUUCCGCAAAAGAUGUGUAAAUAUUUGUUAAAUUAUUUUCUAGUAGAGAUACCGAAAAACCCCGACCAAUAUUGCUCUUCUUAUAGAAGUUUUACAAUGUAAGUAAAAUUUUAAGUUUUGAGUCUUGAAAGAAGACUCUAGACAUUAGUGAACAUGGCCCAAGGUGUUGUUAAGGUACAUUCGCUUAGUGUUUUACUUACAGGGGAGAGUUUGAUACUAGUGAGAACAUACAAAGUACAUGUAGUUUACAAAACUCUCUUUACGUGAUAGCGAAAUGCUACAUUAAUGAUUUGUAGCUCCAUUUGCUCUUUAGAAUUUCAUGGAUUAUAAGGGGGAGCACACUUAAUAGUUUUUCAAUGCGUCAUGGAAUGGGAAUAUACCAGCGAAUGAAAGAAACUGUGCAUGAUGAGAAAUUAAGCAAAAUUUUAUAAAGUGAUUUUUGCUGAUGAAACGUUGAUUACGGUAUCACAGCUUUUUAAAGCUGCACUCUCACAGGUUUACCGGUUUUAUAACUUUGUUUAUUUUUUGUCUUGGAAUGAGCAAAUAUGUGCGUAAACAUUUACAAACCAGUGAUAAAAGACUGCAGACAAAAGAUCAGAUCGCAGAUUCUCAAAUUUUCGU
Molecule: messenger RNA, 2478 nt
Organism: Mya arenaria
Lineage: Eukaryota; Metazoa; Mollusca; Bivalvia; Myida; Myidae
Product: ubiquitin carboxyl-terminal hydrolase 22-like
Exons: 13
Coding region: 78-1598 (506 amino acids)
Biological process (GO): protein deubiquitination
Molecular function (GO): cysteine-type deubiquitinase activity; zinc ion binding
Source: RefSeq, a predicted model, not a curated record